UUUAUUUUCCAUGUUUCUACUCGGAUUCAUAUCUCCAGCAGACAUUAUUCACGCCUCUGCUCUUUUCAUGGAAGUUUAUUUAUUCGAUUAACACCUCUACACCCGCUACAUUGUUAACUGCACGUCAGCAGCGUGGUUUAAGGCAUGUCUCAGGACAGUCAACACGGCAAGUGGAGCGUAUCCAGCAGCGAGGACGACGACGAUGAGCUUCUUCUGUCAGGGACAUCAUCCAAGCCCCCUCAAUUGACCGUGUCCAAUCACAGCUCGCGCUCUUCCUCCGUCAUAGACAUCGCCUCCGUAGAUGAGAAACCGGAAUGGUCUCCGGUUCCUAUGCUCGUGGUCGGUUCUGAGGCCAGACAGCAGGCUGCAAAGAACCAGACAAACCCUGUCAAAUAUGAAUCCUCUCCAUCUUUAGCCGGGAAGAGGAAGAUGGACGUAGCAGAUGGCUCCGGUUGGGCGCUCUCUGACAGCGAUGAUGAUGAAGAUGCAAAGAAGAAGAGUAACCCACCACCAGCGAGGAAGGCUCCCAGUCCCAAACGCCAGAAGGUGGCAAACGUACGCCCUCCCAGCCCCCAUGGACGUGUCUACUACAUUGACGAGCCCGAUGACUUCUUUGAGUCCAGCGUUCCCUGUCUGGAUGACAUGUUCAGGUUCUACCUCAACAAGGUGACGGGCCUGGACAGGAAGUACAACAGCGGAGCGCUGCAUGUCAGAGACAUCCUCUCACCAUUAUUUGGCACUUUAAAAGAAUCCGUUCAGUUUAAUUACUGCUUUGACAUCGCCUGGAUGGUUCAACAGUAUCCCCCAGAGUUCAGGGAUCGUCCCAUCCUGAUUGUCCACGGGGACAAGCGGGAGGCCAAGGCUCGGCUGAUGCAGCAGGCUCAGCCCUUUUCUCAUGUUCGCUUCUGCCAGGCCAAACUGGACAUCGCUUUUGGAACACACCACACGAAGAUGAUGCUGCUGUGGUAUGAGGAGGGCUUCCGAGUCAUCAUCCUAACCUCCAACCUCAUCCGAGCCGACUGGUAUCAGAAGACACAGGGGAUGUGGAUGAGUCCUCUGUUUCCACGGUUACCAAAAGGCAGCAGCGACACCUGCGGCGAGUCGCCCACCUUUUUCAAGAGGGACCUGCUUGAAUAUUUGGCAUCUUAUCGGGCGCCCGAGCUAGAUGAGUGGAUUCAGCGGAUCCAGGAGCACGACCUCUCGGAGACCAGGGUGUAUCUGGUAGGCUCCACUCCUGGCAGAUAUGUAGGACCAGACAUGGAGCGCUGGGGCCACCUGAGGCUCAGGAAGCUGCUGUACGAGCACACCAACGGCGUCCCCGACGAGGACCAGUGGCCAGUGGUGGGCCAGUUCUCCAGCAUCGGCUCCAUGGGGGUGGAUAAGACAAAGUGGCUGGCAGGAGAGUUCCAGCGCACCCUUACCACGCUGGGAAAGGGGUCUCUUCGGCCCAACCCCCCUGUUCACUUGUUGUACCCAUCAGUGGAAGAUGUCAGGAUGAGUUUAGAAGGUUAUCCUGCUGGUGGCUCUCUUCCCUACAGCAUCCAGACAGCGCAGAAGCAACUCUGGCUGCACUCCUACUUCCACCGAUGGCAAGCAGAUGCAACUGGUCGGACUCAUGCCAUGCCCCACAUCAAGACUUACACGAGGGCGUCACCGGAUUUCACUGAGCUAGCUUGGUUCCUCGUCACGAGUGCCAACCUGUCCAAAGCAGCAUGGGGGGCUUUGGAGAAGAACAACACACAGGUGAUGAUUCGAUCCUAUGAGCUCGGCGUCCUCUACAUGCCCUCAGCCUUUAACAUGAAGACAUUCCCAGUGAGGAAAAACCCAUUUCCCGUCUCAUCGUCGUCCUCCGGUUUCCUAGUGCCAUUUGACCUACCCCCAACAUGCUACACACCUAAAGAUGAACCUUGGAUCUGGAACAUUCCGUAUAGCCAGGCUCCAGACACACACGGCAACAUUUGGGUUCCCUCCUAAAAAAUGCACACUUAGAAUUUGUUAUUAUUAUUAUUGUGCUUAUAACUGUCACAUUUCUGUCAUUUCUAUGCCAUUUUCAUAUUUUUUUUACAGUAGAGACAAUAAAAUAUCGUGUUAGAUCGUUACAUGACAUCUGCCUUGAUUUGGUGCUUACCUAUAUACAGAAACAUAUAAGUAGUGAACAUUUAUAAUAAUCAGAUUAAAAGUUAGUCAUGGACGGAAGGAAGGAAGGAAGGGAUAAAAAUAGGAAGGGAGGGAGGAACUAAGAUGGGUGGAAGGAAGGAAGGCUCUAGGGCUGCACGAUAUUGGAAAAAAAAUAUACAAUUUUGCAAUUUGAAAAAUUGAAAUUUUGCAAUUGUCUUUCACUCUGCAAUCUAUAUUGCGGUGUUAAAAAAAUGCAUGAUAACAUACACAUAAUGUGAAAACCAGAACACGUUUCCCUCUAGAAAAACUAAGCUCAGUAGCGCACAAAAGUAUGCAGUCAUUUGUAUGAAGUCUACCUGUAGUUAAAUGCACUGUAGUAUUGAGCAAUAGUCCAGCCAGAGAUGACAUUAAAAUUAUUUGUACUGUAGAGUCAUUACCACAUUCCUAACACUAUUCAUUUGUUUAUAAUCAGUUAUUUUACACCAAUGUUUGAACACAUGCAUUAGUAUUUCUAUAUUUGAGUGCAUUAGUUUAAGAUUGUGUAUACUUGGUUUGUCCCUUCAAUACUGCAGUGGCUCUCGCCCCUCCCCCUAAGUGUAAUACAUACAUACAACAUACUGUACAUUCAUGCGUCACAUUCGGGAGAGAGAUGCAGGAAAUGCAGGUGUGUAAUUGUUUCCCGUGGCCUCAUUAAUAGUUAUCAUACAAAAAAAAAAGUAUAUACCACUUUGGGCUGCUCCGUGUGUGUUCUUUGAUGGGUUAUAAUUUACCGUAACAUCAGUGCAAAUCUUAUUAGCAUGUCCAACCAGGUCACUUAUUAAGAUUACAGUUGACUGACUGCAUAGCAAUAAACAUUGUGAUGACGAGCUUCAAAGGAUAUAUUGAGCGGACCUAGGAUUCCUUUCUCUUUUCACAUCAUUCUCCCUCCCAUCAUUGUUUCCUUCCUCCUUUUUCCCUUUCAUACAACCUUGUUUCUUUCCUUUCAUCCAUCUGUCCUUCUUUCUUUCCUUUCACACCAUCCUACCUCUCUUCCAUCCCUUUUUCAGAAUCAUCUUUAUUUGCUCAGUAUGUCAAAAACAUGGAAUAUGUCUCCGGUGGACAAAUGUGUUUGUGACAAAUUUGUUUCCUCCCUUAAUCCACCCUUGUUACCUUCCUUCCUUCAUCCUUUAUUCUUUUCAUGCCAUCCUUGUUUCUUUUCUUCCAUCCUUCCCUUCAUACAUCCAUAUUGCUUUCGUUCCUUCCUUCCAUUAAUACCUCUUUACUUCAUCCCUUGCAUACAUCUUUGUUUCCUUCCAGCGUCCCUUGUUUCCUUCCUUCCUUUAAUACCAAUCUUUCGACAAUCCCUUCCUUCUUGAAGAAGUUAAUUUAAG
Phyllopteryx taeniolatus (common seadragon) is the source of this 3488-nucleotide messenger RNA. RefSeq names its product tyrosyl-DNA phosphodiesterase 1 (gene tdp1). Gene Ontology annotation, molecular function: single-stranded DNA binding; double-stranded DNA binding; 3'-tyrosyl-DNA phosphodiesterase activity. The transcript is spliced from 16 exons. Bases 145 to 1974 code for a protein of 609 amino acids. Gene Ontology annotation, cellular component: nucleus. Gene Ontology annotation, biological process: single strand break repair; double-strand break repair. NCBI's taxonomy places the organism in Eukaryota, Metazoa, Chordata, Actinopteri, Syngnathiformes, Syngnathidae. The record is from RefSeq and is a predicted model, not a curated record.